AUGAUGAAAGCAUUUACCUUCCUUCCAGGCCACCGCUCGGGUGGGCAAGAUACUACAUCAGGCGACACUCGUUCAACCCUCUCUAAGAGGCGAGAACAACUUCGAAGAGCUCAGCGUUCACACCGUCAGCGGAAGGAUCUGUACUUUAAGAGCCUCGAGAAAGAAGUCUUGCGCCUACGCGCAAGCGAAGUGGAUUUGCUCGUGCAAGUUCAGAGUCUUCGCGAUCAUGUCGGCCUGCUUCAGGGUAUUCUGGAUAAACAUGAUCUAUCAGUGCUCACCACACCCGGUGGCGAGUUUGAGACAACUGAUAGUAGUGAUGCAGACGUAAUCGGGACCAAGAACUCGAUCCAAUGCCUUGAGCAUGUUGGCAAUUGGCCGAGAUUCUCGGAAUCAAAACAGGGUGUGGAUUUUCAGAGAAACAACCCAUCCUUUCAUUGGUCCAGUCAAAACAUUUGCAGUGGUCAGACAUCGGACCAUUCUCCACAAACUCAUGGCAACAUCAUCGAGUCAACAACUAGCCAACAGCCGGCUCUGCUCUCCUAUCCAGAAACCCACCGUUCUCUUUCUCAUUUAAGCCAUUCGCAACCGGGAUACGUCGAACAUUUCUCUAACCGAGACACGACUGACAUGGGCAUGGAAUUCGUCUUGUCACUCGAACGCCCCUGUCUUCCUCAUUUGGAGCAUCACCUCGACAAGCCCAACGGCCAUACCCUCCUCGCAUCUGCUACUCUCCUUCACCCACAUCAGCACCAGUGUAUCCCGUCCGCUGUGUCAAAGCAAAUAUCGUCCCCGCGGGAUCCAACCGUCAUAUUUGCCAACCUUCUAUCGUUGUCUGAAACGCUCGUCCUUGAGGAUGAAGUUAGCCCGAUUCAAGCAUGGUGUUAUAUUCUCCAACAAUCGUGGGCAGAUAAGCUUGAUACAGGCAAGCUCAGAGACUUGAGCGCGUCGCUUUUGAAGAUUAUUAAAUGUCAUGGUGAUGAGAAGGGAGGCUUUUGA
Molecule: messenger RNA, 996 nt
Organism: Penicillium lagena
Lineage: Eukaryota; Fungi; Ascomycota; Eurotiomycetes; Eurotiales; Aspergillaceae
Product: bZIP transcription factor
Exons: 5
Coding region: 1-996 (331 amino acids)
Cellular component (GO): RNA polymerase II transcription regulator complex
Molecular function (GO): transcription cis-regulatory region binding; DNA-binding transcription activator activity, RNA polymerase II-specific
Source: RefSeq, a predicted model, not a curated record